CCUUUAUCUUUACCUUUACCUGUCUGUAGUGGUGGCGGAUCGCUGUCACAGGCACAACCAUGGAUAUCCGACCAAAUCACACCAUUUAUAUCAACAAUGUAAACGACAAAGUCAAAAAAGAAGAGUUGAAGCGCUCCCUCUACGCGCUCUUCUCUCAGUUCGGUCAGGUCAUCGAAAUCGUGGCCAUGAAGACCAUGAAGAUGAGGGGACAGGCCUUCGUCGUCUUCAAGGAGCUCGCCGCCGCCACCAACGCUCUGAGGCAACUUCAGGGCUUCCCCUUCUACAACAAGCCCAUGAGGAUACAGUACGCAAAGACCGAUUCGGAGGUCAUUGCCAAGGUGAAAGGCACGUAUGGCGACAAGGAGAAGAAGAAGGACAAGAAGAAGAAAGCUCAGGAGCCGGCCACCAGCCUCAUAAAGAAACCAGCAGCGGGAUCAGCAGCACCGGUUCACUCGGCUGCAGUACAGGUGCCGGACAACCCGCCAAACUACAUCCUGUUCCUUAACAACCUCCCUGAAGAGACCAACGAGAUGAUGCUCUCCAUGUUGUUCAACCAGUUUCCUGGUUUCAAAGAGGUGCGGCUCGUCCCGGGGAAACACGACAUCUCCUUCGUGGAGUUUGAAAGCGACACACAGGCGGGCGUGGCCAAAGACGCCCUGCAGGGCUUCAGAAUCACGGCGACCUGCGCCAUGAAGAUCACGUACGCCAAGAAGUAGACGGCAGGUCUGACAGCCUGACACAAAGAGACUCUGAGGCGGAGCAGAGGGGAAACAUCCCUGGAUUUCCGUUGAUCCUUUUGAUUUGUGUAAAUCCUACAGAGCGUUUUUUGUUUUUUGUUUUUUUAACUUCUUGUUUGGUAAAUUCUGUGUCGUCGUUUUGUGGUCAAGCAAAUGAUCUCUGGCCAAUGUCUUAUUUUGUAAAAUAAAAAGGAUUUUAGAUAAA
Messenger RNA from Centropristis striata (black sea bass), 942 nucleotides. RefSeq names its product small nuclear ribonucleoprotein polypeptide B2 (gene snrpb2). The coding region runs from base 60 to 716 and encodes 218 amino acids. Lineage: Eukaryota; Metazoa; Chordata; Actinopteri; Perciformes; Serranidae. Gene Ontology annotation, molecular function: U1 snRNA binding. The record is from RefSeq and is a predicted model, not a curated record. The transcript has 7 exons. Gene Ontology annotation, cellular component: U1 snRNP. Gene Ontology annotation, biological process: mRNA splicing, via spliceosome.